AGUACGGUUUUGUGAAGGUAGGUCACCACACCAUUAUCAGAUUAGUCGAUGUUGUUUCUAGCUUCACGCAAUUUAGGACGAUCGAACGGACUCUAAGUUAGUGAACAGCAUCAAGACUGGGCCUCGUCAAGACUGGGCCUCGUCUAGCCUACCUUACGAAAAUGGACGGCGAGAGGUGCACGGAGCACGGGCCCACCCGUGCCGUAGCCUCGCCUCGGCGUCAAUCCCAGCCGUCCAAUCUCUCCUCAAAUCGACGUCUCUCGCACCACGGCUCUCUUUCCAACCGUCAAAUGGAUCGACUUGAUUCCCCCAGCAGCGCUCCCCAGCACGGCUCGCCGCGGUCGUCGCUCUCCCCCUCCCCCCUCGCGAGGCCCAGAGCGCGGGAUGACUCCAGCGCAGCCGCCUCUAAUGCCGCCCGCCCUGUUGCGCACACCAGGUCGGGGGAAUCCCCGCGUACGCGGCUUAGCAGCUCGGGGGAAUCCCCUCGUGCGCGACAGAGCAGCGCGGGGGAGUCCCCGCGUGCGCCUCCCGCGGUGCAAUCGCUUCGCAAGGAGGGUCUACAUGCGGGGUGGCAUCGACGGUCCUCGUCGCUCGGCAGCUCGCGCCUUGAGAUUGCCGACGAUCACAUGGGGGGCGAAGGGGACGAGGGGGAAGAGGGGGGGUUCAAUGCGGGGACCGACAGCGCGCGCAGCGACCAUCGCGCGGAUCGAUGGCGGCCGCCAAUGCAAACCGCACCCAGGCCAUCCCGGGCCUCUCCGCUUUCAGCUUCCCCGCUUUCAGCCUCUCCGCUCUCCCUUGCUCCCCUGGCCAUCCGCCAUUCGGACGCGGGCGGUACCAUGGGCUCCCCGCGAGCCAUGGGCUCCCCACGCGCCAUGGGCUCUCCGCGCGCUGUGGGCUCUCCGCGCGCUGUGGGCUCACCCCGCGGCGUCGGUUCCCCCCGGUCCAUCGGCUCUCCGCGAUCUGUGGGCUCCCCGCGGUCCGCGCGGCUCCGAGGUGCAGAGAAGGCUUGGGACGCCGUGUCGCGGCAGGACUCCGUCCGCAGCACCGGCAGCCACAAGGGCGACCGAACCUCGCACUCAGGCUCGGACUUCGAAGUGUCCAGUCCGCGCCGCGUCAACAGCAUCGGCGGUGGGGGAACAGUCGCGCGCGUCCGCAGCGGCAGCGGAGGCGCAGUGCACGACGGGGCUGGGGGAAAAGUGCUUUCACCGCCGAUGGGGAUCCCCCCGCGCCCCCGCGGAAUCAUGGUGAAAUCGUCCAGCCUGUCAGUGAGCUCGUUCGAUCAGCGGCAUCAACGGUCCGUAUCGUUCGAUCUGGGAAGCGACGACGAGCCCCAGGGCUGCGUCAGAAGCGCGUCGAACCCCGCGCUGCUGCACGUGCGGGGGGGAACAGGCGCAGGGGCGGGGGAAAGGGCGGGGGAAAGGGCGGGGGAAGGGGCGGGGCUAGUCAGUAGAGCGGCAGCGAGGGCGGGGACUGCGGGGCGUCGUGGGGAGGACGACCGGGGGGAUGAUAGCUCGAGUAUAGAUAGUCUCGAUUUGGAAGGGGAAGGGGACGACACGGGUCAAGGGGAGCAGGAGCAGGAGAGGUUUGGGCGGCUAUCGCACGCGGGGUUGACUCCGCGGGACUCCUCCUCCGCGCAUCCUUCCGUCCCCCACAACCGCUUCCCGCAACCCCCCGGAGCGCCCCGCGCUGCUGGCACCAGCCGCGCGGGUCCCGAGGGCGCCAUGCACCGGCGCUCGCUUUCCACGCCCGCGCACGACCUUGCGCUGCCCCUCAGCUCCGCGUCGGGGGAAGCGGUUGUGGCGGGAACCGUGCUGGCGCCGCGGAGGCAGGCUGGGGGAAUGGAUCGCAGCGACGAUAGUGACGAUAACGGGAGUGACAGUGACGGGGAGGGGGCGCAGGGUCAGAGGGGAGGGGCGCGGAACGGUUUUGCUGGUGGUACCGGCGCAUCUAGGGUGGGCGGAGCCAGUGGCGCGCUGGUUGGCGCAGGGGGAACGGGCAGGGGGGUGGGCGGUGAGGGGAGGGGGGAAAAGGGAGGGCGAAUGGGGGGAACGGGCGCGGGAAGGGGAGGGUCGUUCAGCAGCCCAAUAGCACUCACUGACGGGGGAAGUAGUGGGGGGUUUAGAGGGGUUUCUAGGGUAGACUCCGGUGGUAAUGCAAGGAGGGGUUGCGGCAGUGGCAGCACCACCACCAAUCCCCGUGGUGGCGGGGAAGCAGGAGGGAGAGUCGGUGCAUCUGAUGGGGGAGGGGGGAGGGGGCGCGGGCAGCCGUUUGUGAUGCAGUUUAAGGUUGCUGGUUUGCUGGGUGAGGGGGAGGAGGAGGAGGAGGAGGAGGAGGAGGAGGAGGAGGAGGAGGAGGAUGAGGAGGAGUUGCUAGACUAUAACGUCGGGAGAGAGGGGGAGAGGGGAAUGGGGGUAAGGCGGGCGGGGGAGAGAGCGGCGGGAAGAGGAGAAAUAAGAGAGGGAGCAGUGCGGGGAAGAGCAUUGGGCGCAUGGCCAAGGGGUGGAGCGCCAGUAAAGGCAGCAGUUGGGGCAAGAGGGGGGAGGAGGGAGGGUGGGGAGAGUGCGGGGCGAGUGGAGGGUUGGCGAGAGAGGGAGGAGCGGGCAGAGCGGGCUCGUGUGCUGGCGAGUGACAGUGAGGAUGCGAGUGAUGAGGAGAGGGCGGGAGAGAGGGAGCGGGAGAGGAGGAGCGGUGUGGGUGUGGACCGGGACAGGGGCGACGGGCGUGGCAGUGCAGGCAGUGAUGCACGGGGCAAGAUGGGCAGUGAUGCACGGGGCAAUGUAGGCCUUGAUCCGAGUAGGGAUAGGGAUGGCGGGCGUGGCAAUGUGGACCCGGAUCUGAGUGACAGUGAGGAGGAGGAGGAGGAGGAAGAGUUGCUUCAGCUGGCUCGGGAGCGGCAGCGGCUGCUGCAGGCGAGGCUCGGGCAGCAGAACGCCGCGUCUGCACGAGUGAACGGGCUGCCCGAGAAGAAAGAGGCGGGUAGCUUGCAGGGCGUAGGAAGAGAUGGGAAUGGGUUGCCAAAGGGAAGGGACAGGGAGGCGGGUUCGGUUGCAGGCGGUGCCAAGCAAAGGGAGAGCGGUGCUGUAAGGCUGAGAGAGGCAGGUGGUGCUUGGAACGGGGAGGGGACAGUGAGUGAAGGGAAAAGUGAGGCAAAGGUUACAGGUAGGGGAGGGGAGAGGGGAGCGGAGGAGGACGAGUAUGGGUUGGAGAAGGAGUGGGAGUGGGAGUGGUCGCGCGUGCGGCAGAACCAGCGAGUCACGGAGCUCAAGGCCCUGAGCCAAGGGUUUCUCUUCAAGAGCGCCUCUGUUGGGGGGCCUGCAGCUGCUGGUAGUGCGCAAGGGAGGGGCGAGGCAGAGGAAGAGGAGGAUUUGGAGGAGGAGUGGGGGGAGAGCCCUGAGCAUGCAUCUAGGGCGCAUUCGCUGCCUCGCGUGGGCGGGUCGGCAGAAUCCCAGCCUCUGGAGUUUGUGAAGUCGCGGUCUUUGUCCACUAGCGGCCGCCCCACCACUGCUGACUCAGCACCUGCUACAAGACGGAACCGGCAAAUGAGGGCAGCAGAGGGGGGGCAGCAGCAGCAGCAGCAGGUGAAGGUGAGGCCCCCGCCUUGGAGACAGCCCCAUGGGAUGAGUAGAGAGAGGGAGAUGGGCGAGGGAGAGGGUGCAGGGGGCGCAGCAGCAGGCACGGGAAGAAAGGCAGUGGGAGGGGAGGGGAUCUUAGCAGGAGAGGGUGGAGGGAGGGGGGGGGCUAUAGGGGCAGCGGUGCUGGGGAGGAGAGGGCUGGGCGUUGGGAGGAGUGGGCUGGCGGGAGGUCGGGUGGGGGAGAGAGUAGGGGAGGAGGGUGGACAAGGGAGCGAGGGUGGAGGGAAAGGGAGAGGGAGGGGUGGAGAAGGGAGUGGGAGGGGAGGAGGAAAGGGAGGUUUAGAGGAAAGAGUGAGAGUGCAGUGUUUGGGGGCAGUGGAUGUGGGCGCCGUGGAAUGUGAGUUGGAUGGAGCAGGGUUGGCUACCCAGGAGGAGCCUGCUUUGGAGAGGGAGCUCACGUUCAGGCUGGCCUGAUCCUUAUAUAAGUUUUGCAUCCGCUUUCGUCUCCGCAUGAAGCUUUUUUCCCUGCAUCACUUCUCACAUGUAGGCACAGCUGAAUGCAUGUACGAUGCAGGAGAAGUGGGCCCAUUACAAGUAUAAGAUAAACGUGUUCUAUGGUGGGCCCACUUUUAUAAGCAUUCAUUUAGAGGACAAUGUCUUACUAUCCCGCGCUAAAUGCCUGUACAGU
Molecule: messenger RNA, 4260 nt
Organism: Closterium sp. NIES-67
Lineage: Eukaryota; Viridiplantae; Streptophyta; Zygnematophyceae; Desmidiales; Closteriaceae
Source: the annotation of a GenBank genome assembly